This is a messenger RNA of Mus caroli (Ryukyu mouse), 800 nucleotides long. It is a transcript of the gene CUNH4orf36, whose product is annotated as chromosome unknown C4orf36 homolog. The record is from RefSeq and is a predicted model, not a curated record. NCBI's taxonomy places the organism in Eukaryota, Metazoa, Chordata, Mammalia, Rodentia, Muridae.
AUCAGGCGCACGAGCAAGCAGGAGCACGAGCAAGCAAGCCAGCGCUUGUCCGCGGCUGGGCCGCUGCGAGUGCGCGGCCAUGUGCACCUAGCGCAGGCUGCCCUGGGUCGGGGGCGCGGCCAGGGCGCGGCUGACCUGCGGGGCAAAGUGCAAACAGCGGUGCAGAUGUUACAUCAGGCUCCUAUGUAAGGAAACCACUGUGAUCAUUUGUCAUGGCGUAUGGCUUGCCAAGAAGGAACACAGUACAAACCAUUUUGAAGGGCAGCUGUUAUAAAGUACAGGAGCCAUGGGACCUUGCGGAGCUCACAAAGACCUGGUAUACAAACUUGACGAGCAUCAGGCUGCCAUUCUUGGGAGAAAUCGUAUUUGGUAGUCCUAUGAAUCUCUUGGCAAGCCAAACCAAACAGGAAUGCCAGCUUCCUUCAAUGCAAUCCAUGACACUUGAAAAGGAGUAUGAAACAAAGCGCCUAGCAAAACUGAAGUGUCAGGAGAAUGUGUGUAAAGAAAUCCAGGUUUCGCUGAGGGAAAAGAAAGUCGGCCUGAGAAGACCACUUCAGCCUAAGUGACUCAACAUAUUGUUGAAGCUGAACCUGUUUCUGGCAUCCCUGGGGAUGAAGCUCUUGGACUCUUUCAUAGCGUCAAGUCGACACAGCAGUGUGCCUAUGGCGAUGAGGCCAAUGUUUCCAGACACGGCUCCGUGGACACUGUGACAGAGCCCCCAGGUUCCUGCUACACUCUUGUUCUUUGUGUCCCAUACAGCAGCCCUCCCUGUAAGUAGAUGAAAACACAUCUGGAGUUGA